GGAGGCCAAACCUUUGAGAUAUCAAACAUUAGUGCGGGGACAAUACGGGCAUACAGAAGAUCUCUUCCUUACCUCAGGAUCAACAUCAUCCUCAUCCUCAACUCCUAUCUGGCUGAAAUCUUCAAUGCUGUAGUUACAGUUGCGAGUUGUGGAACGAUGCUGAGUUUGAUCACAUUCAUGCCUUACUGGUUUGGUCUGCUGGUUGAGCUAGUCCUCAUCUACAAUGUACAUCUGGUUAUGGGUCUUGUCAUGGGAAUUGCAGCUUGCAGGCUUCUUAUGAUUAUCAAAUUUGACAAGAUGAUCCAGUUUGAACCAGAGAAGUUUUGCCAUAGACUGCUGACUGUACUACUCAUCCUGACUGCUGUUAUUAUGGAAUACCCUGCAUAUUAUACCAUAUCAAGAGGCGUGGUUGGGGUAGUAGUUGGACAUUUCACAGGAAUCGAUAGUUCAGCAGCUGUUGGCGCAUAUCAGAUCAGCUUUGCAAUACUAUUGGUGCUUACUGUUAUUACAACAGUUGGUUCGUAUCUGUAUGGAAAGUACUACCUCAAGAAGCACCAUGCCACCAAUAGUGUGCUAUCUGAAAAUGGAGAGACUGGAAAGAAUAUGAUAAGCAUGAAGUUAAUUAUCAAAAUUAUCAUAAGUCUUUCUCUAGUUUUCCUCAUAAUACUUGGACUCCUUUUAGAGGGUAGACAUGUUGAGCUUGUAUUGAUCAUUUCUGUAACAUUAUUCACCCUGUUUCUAAUCAAAUAUGUGCAUUCCCCCAAACUAAAGGUUUUUUUCUUUCACAAGUUGUGUCAGACAAAGACAAGGACAAAUGAAAAAUUCAUUGCCUUUAAAUCUUCAAUCUCAUUUUUCAGAAAGAACAAAGUUUGUGUUCAAAAUAUGGUUCAAGAAGCAUAAGUAUUUCUUGUUGUAAAUUUUGGGGUAACAAUCUUGUUUCGCUUACUUUAUAAUUAAUGUUUAUUUAAUUCACUCUGGGCCGUAGUAAAUUUGAAUUCGAACAGGACCUGCCCAGUUUGUACCA
Molecule: messenger RNA, 1024 nt
Organism: Eurytemora carolleeae
Lineage: Eukaryota; Metazoa; Arthropoda; Copepoda; Calanoida; Temoridae
Exons: 7
Coding region: 157-900 (247 amino acids)
Source: RefSeq, a predicted model, not a curated record